This is a messenger RNA of Myxocyprinus asiaticus (Chinese sucker), 1825 nucleotides long. RefSeq names its product elongation of very long chain fatty acids protein 7-like. Gene Ontology annotation, molecular function: fatty acid elongase activity. The transcript has 8 exons. Bases 191 to 1057 code for a protein of 288 amino acids. Gene Ontology annotation, cellular component: endoplasmic reticulum; endoplasmic reticulum membrane. The record is from RefSeq and is a predicted model, not a curated record. NCBI's taxonomy places the organism in Eukaryota, Metazoa, Chordata, Actinopteri, Cypriniformes, Catostomidae. Gene Ontology annotation, biological process: fatty acid elongation, saturated fatty acid; very long-chain fatty acid biosynthetic process; fatty acid elongation, monounsaturated fatty acid.
UGUAUUUUAUUUUUUUUUAGAAGAUUCAGCUCGAAAAUUGUUAUUCAUUAGAAUACAUGGAAUUGUAUUAAAGUAGACCUGGCUGUUUGAGCACGUUUUGAGAGUUACGUAUAAUAGUUUGCUCGGUUUUCCAAUCUAACACGCCUGCUUCAGCUCAUCAGCUGAAGAGAAGCCAGAAGAACCAUCAAACAUGGCUUUCAACACACUAACCUCAAGAGCUGUGCUCCUAUAUGAUGAGUGGAUCAAGGAAGCAGAUCCACGGACAGGGAAUUGGCUUCUGAUGGCGUCCCCAAUCCCCCAAACAAUCAUCAUCGCUGCCUACGUCUACUUUGUGACAUCACUGGGCCCUCGACUAAUGGAGAACCGCAAGCCCUUUAACCUCAAGCAACCGAUGAUCAUUUAUAACGUCUCCAUUGUGGUGUUUUCCCUUUACAUGAUAUAUGAGUUUCUCAUGUCAGGCUGGGCGAAUGGAUACACCUAUGGGUGUGACCUUGUGGAUUAUUCUAGCUCUCCUCAGGCUCUUCGGAUGGCAUGGACAUGCUGGCUGUACUAUUUCUCCAAAUUCAUUGAGAUGCUGGACACUGUUUUCUUUGUCCUGAGGAAAAAGAACAGCCAAGUAACUUUCCUACAUGUCUAUCAUCACUCAAUCAUGCCAUUCACAUGGUGGUUCGGAGUUCGAUUUGCCCCAGGUGGUCUGGGAACUUUCCAUGCCCUUUUGAACUGUGUUGUCCAUGUCAUAAUGUAUACCUACUAUGCUCUCUCCGCUCUGGGACCUGUCUACCAGAAGUACCUCUGGUGGAAAAAGUAUAUGACCACCAUCCAGCUGAUCCAGUUUGUGAUGGUGACCGCCCACAUUGGCCAGUUCUUCUUCAUGAAGGACUGUCCGUACCAGUUCCCUGUGUUCCUCUAUGUUAUUGGUCUGUAUGGACUGAUCUUCUUGAUCCUGUUCCUCAACUUCUACUAUCAUGCCUAUACCAAAGGCAAGAGGCUUCCAAAAUUAAUCCAGAAUGGAACCAGCCACCAGAACGGGAUCUACCUACACAAGAAGUCUGAGUAAUUCUAACCUUGGCCACCAAAAAGUGAACUUCUAACUUAUUAGUGGAAAUAUUCCUUUUUUAUUUCAGAGUAUGUUUAAGGUUCCACUCCCCUGUUUUAUGUUAAAACUUUUGUGGAAAAUCACUGUAUCACUGGAUUUAUUAUUUCUGAACUCGCACACUGGUGUUUCACUAGAGAUGCUAUCCUCAUUUUUGUCUUUCACUCAAGGCUUUGAAAUGAGUAUGGGUUGGGAUACAGUAUUUCAUUUUGUUUUUGUUAAAAUAUCCCUACUUGUAAAUAUUUGAAUUCUCAGCUUUGGAAUAUGAUUGAACUGCUGGCCAAAUCUGAAAUGAGGUAAUGAGAGCAUAUUGAAGGUGAAUGGGUUGUUGAAGGUCAUGUUUUGGUUUUAACUAAAUGAGCCCGAGGCCCUUUUUAUCCUUGAGAAACUCUGACUGAUAACCUGGUUGUGCUCGAACCUGAAGGUUUACUAAAUGCCACCGAAGUGACAUCAUCUGAAGUUAUUCAUGUAGGUGAUUUAUGCUGUCAAAAUGCUCUGUGACUAUUUAUUUCAAUUGUUUAUUUAAUGUGAACCAUUUCUUAAUGUGAUCUUAAAAAAAACAAAAAAAAAAAGUUUCUGAUUGGCUAUUAUGCUUUUAUGUACUUUAACUGUUUUGAGCAAAGAUAUAGCAAGACUGGAUUGAUGUGCCAUGAAUUUGCCUUUUGUUUUUGUCAUUUUAAACCUAAUUUGUUAAGUGUUUUGAUAGUGAAACAAAAUAAAUUAUUUGCGAUA